Molecule: messenger RNA, 1950 nt
Organism: Dendronephthya gigantea
Lineage: Eukaryota; Metazoa; Cnidaria; Anthozoa; Malacalcyonacea; Nephtheidae
Product: bactericidal permeability-increasing protein-like
Exons: 16
Coding region: 241-1674 (477 amino acids)
Molecular function (GO): lipid binding
Source: RefSeq, a predicted model, not a curated record
UUUUGGCAAACAAACGGGCGACAAGGAGACGUCGUUAAUGAUUCUGUCAACAUGACAUAGCAAUCUUCCUUUGUUUGUGUCAGAGAUUCCAGCGGGGCGUUGCAGUGUCAGAUAGCAGGAUUGCAGACCGCUGUUUAAAACGUGAAGCUCUCGUGUUAUCGAUUCAAAACCAGUAAGGGUCGAUACUGAUAGGAGCAACGCAGAAUUUGAGACCAGUCGAGAAAGGUGAACGUCGGGAUAAUGUCGUGGCUACAUUGGAUAUUUCUUGUGGUAUAUUUUGGAUAUUCAUUUGGAAACAAUAAGCCAGCAGUUCGUGUGAGAAUCACGCAAAAAGGUCUUGACUAUGCAAUUGACAAUGCAAUGGAUUAUGCGAAGGCGAAAAUGAAGAACUAUCCUUUGCCCGACAAGAAUGGCAAGUUAGCCAACUUCUUCUUUGAUGUGAAAUACAGUUUUACCAACAUGACGAUAUACAAUAUAAACAUUUCGGACAAAUCUUUGCGACCUGUUCCAAGACGAGGAUUGUACACCGUUUUGAGGAAUAUCAACUUUGACAUCAAAGGAAAAUGGAAAAUCAGUAUGGGUUGGUUUGCUAAUUAUGGUACUUUCAAUGUCGCAGUUCAAGGCAUGUCCGUUGGGAUCCUUAUUGAUCUAGGUGUGAAUGGAGAUCGCCUUGUUGUUUCCCGAGUGACUUGUGCCUCACGACUUGAUGGCGUCAGCAUGGCGCUGAAAUCCGGACAAGGGACAAGCUACCUAUUCCUGGCCACCCAGCAAAUGAUGAAAAAUUAUGUGAAAUCAAAGAUUCCGAGAAUAGUUUGUGAAGAAGGAAGAAAAGCGAUUAGGAAACACUUGAACAAGCAGUUUUCCAAAUUCCCAGUAAAACAAAACCUGAAAAGAUCAGUAACGCUAGAUUACUCUGUUGUCAAGAGACCCGAGUAUAAAAUUGGAGCAGUAGAUUUAUUUUUAAAGGGCGAGUUUCAGCCAGCGGACGGUAGCAUGAAAUGGCAGCAGCAACCCGCCGACCUGCCACGUGAUUACGCACGUGACCGAAUGAUGUACGUCACGAUGAUGGAUCACAUGAUCAACAGCGCUAGUCAUGCGUAUUAUAACCAGGAUGCAAUGCGAGUGAAAGCCACGGUGAAACAGGUUCCUCAACUUCAUGUCAAAGGAGGAUUUUUCAACCGCUAUCUUUCUCGCAUAAAUACUGGGCUGGGAUUAAUAAAGAAAUCUGCGUGCGCAAACUGCGAUCUUCAUAUUACCAUGGAGGCAACUUCGCCACCUCAGAUCAGAACAAGUCAUUCUGGGAUACAUUUAACCGUCCAGGCAACGACGAAGAUCAACGUGGUACUACCCGGUACCAAAAGAGAAGAACUUAAUCUGGAAACGAACAUAACUGCAACGGCAGUUCCAAAACUCAACGGGACAAAGUUAAGCACGAAUAUAACAGACUUGAGAUUGAACACAAGAGUUAUAAAUCCUUCUCUAGUCACAACAUUAUCGGGGAGUGUGGAAGAGAUGAAAGAAAUCGUGAAGAAGGAGGUUGAGAAACUCUUGGAGAAUGGUAUCUCAGGAGUGGAAAUUCCUUUGCCGCUCUCAGAAAAAUUCCAAUUAGUCGAGCCGAGGGUGUCGUAUGGCGAGGGUUACAUGACUUUGGAAACUGAUAUUCUCCUUCGUUAAAGAGAACCUUCUCGAUACUCGAUACUGUUUUUUUACCCGAAUUCUGCGUGGUUCAGUUUCAAUAUAAGUAGUUUCAGUUCUUAUUUUAUUGUAUUAUAAGAAACUCGAUGUUAUGGCAAUGGUUUCUGUAUAGUUUGUUAUUGCGUAAUAUAUAUAUUUAUAUCAGUAUGAAAGUUUAAACAAGAGUCAGACGUGUUACAGUAUAUAGUGCACAAGAUUUUUAGACGUAAGUAUGGCUAUAUAAAUACGUGGUGUUGGGGAAUAAAUUGUGAUAUU